This is a messenger RNA of Tricharina praecox, 1116 nucleotides long. RefSeq lists its product as uncharacterized. Gene Ontology annotation, cellular component: transcription regulator complex; PcG protein complex. The coding region runs from base 1 to 1116 and encodes 371 amino acids. The record is from RefSeq and is a predicted model, not a curated record. The transcript is spliced from 2 exons. NCBI's taxonomy places the organism in Eukaryota, Fungi, Ascomycota, Pezizomycetes, Pezizales, Pyronemataceae. Gene Ontology annotation, biological process: regulation of transcription by RNA polymerase II. Gene Ontology annotation, molecular function: RNA polymerase II cis-regulatory region sequence-specific DNA binding; DNA-binding transcription factor activity, RNA polymerase II-specific.
AUGCAAUUUCACUACCAGAGACACCAGUCGUUACCGUCUCCUCCCCAGCAACACCAGACAGCGUUUGCACAUCCGCCAGCCCCCGGAUACAAAUACUCCUCCGCCCGGAAUGCCCACAACCUCGGUACCCUGCCUCUCUCUCCGCCUGCCUCCGACGAGGAGGGUCUGAUGUCGCCUCCUAGCAGACGCGAGCUCGACAAUAAGCGCGAAUACGACGAUAAAGUUGUCGACUAUAGCAAGGACGGCAUGUGGCUCCCCACCAGCUACAAUAACGUCAAGCCCGGCAUGGCCGGCAUUGGACCGCACUCACCACCGAUCCAGUUCAUCGAAGACAUCCUCCAACAGGAGGACGACGAGCAGAUGCACGAACAACACCUUCAACAACACCGUCUGUUCGCAUCGGGGUACGAGGAACACGCCCUCGGAAUCGUCUCGAGCAAUGGCAACAGCAAUCCCCUGAAACGGCAACGUGGUGAUGACUUCAUGCUACCCUCACCGUACUCCAGCUCGGCGGAGCCAUCCUCACCACAGUCUUCAUCGCGGCACAAGAAGAAGCGACAACUCACGGAAGCCAGCGAAGCAACUUGGACAUGUGAGAAGUGCGGCAAGCACUUCUCGCGGAUCUGGAACUACAAUGCCCACUUGGAGACGCACAACCCCGACCGACCGAGGCCCCAUACGUGUCCGUACCAGGACUGCGGGAAGGCUUUCGUCAGGAAGACGGAUCUCACCAGACAUACCCAGUGCGUCCACGCCAAGGACAAGAAGUUCCAGUGUGAUCUCUGCGGAAAUACUUUUGCGCGCAAGGACACCCUUCGCAGGCACGAAGACGACGGCUGUCCUCAGCGAGUAGACAUCAUCUCUCGCCACUCACGAAAUAAUCCGCUGAACGUACACUCGCAAGCUCUGAGCUGCUUCCUCGGUCGCCGCGAAUCGGAACAGCAGAUGUUUCUCGGUAGUCAGCAGCAGCCGCAGCAAAAUCAACAGCAGCAGCAGUACGAUUGUCACCAGCAACAACCCAGAAACGUAUCGUACGAUACGGCCAGCUUCAACUCGUGUCUCCCACCUCUGUCCGGCAUGGUUUCGAUCCAAAAGACGGCUUCCUGGGGCGUAUAG